UGAAGAAGCUGCAAGAGAUCGAUGCCUUUCUUCAACCUCUCGAUACGCUAAUCCCGCUCUUUCUCUGUUUCCACUCUGCGAUUCCUCUUCUGGCCAUCUCGACAAGUUCCACCAGCUCCACUCCGGAUCGCUUAGCACGCGAGGUCGAGGAGGGUCCAGACUUCUCUAACCGUGCCCUAACUUUGAAGUCUAGGCGGAGGUCUUUGGAGGUGUCAUCGCGGAGAUGGACAUGGAGCUGGAGCCGCGAACGAAAGCGUUGGCGUACAAGAUUAAGGCGACGUCCCGCGAAUCCCCAGCCCAGAAGGCGGCCAACGUCUUUGACCCGGACCUCCGCACUCACUGGUCCACCGGCACCAACACGAAGGAGUGGAUCCUACUCGAGCUUGACGAACCUUGCCUACUGUCACAUAUAAGAAUCUAUAAUAAAUCUGUUCUUGAAUGGGAAAUUAGUGUUGGAUUGCGUUUUAAGCCUGAGGCAUUUCUAAAAGUUCGUCCACGUUGUGAAGCUCCAAGAAGAGAGAUGGUUUAUCCUAUGAAUUAUACACCAUGCCGUUAUGUAAGGAUAUCUUGCUUGCGUGGAAACCCAAUAGCUAUAUUUUUUAUUCAGCUUAUGGGGGUUACUGUUACUGGAUUGGAACCUGAGCUUCAACCUAUUGCUAAUUACUUGAUACCACAUAUUAUAUCACACAAGCAAGAUGCUCAUGAUAUGCAUCUUCAGCUGCUUCAAGAUGUGGCAAAGAACCUGCUGGUUUUUCUUCCGGAGCUGGAGACAGAUCUUACCAAUUUUCCCGAUGCUGCUGAGACUAACAUUCGUUUUUUUGCAAUGCUUGCUGGUCCAUUCUAUCCAAUUCUGCGUCUUUCUAAUGAAAGGAAAGCUUCAAGUGCGUUGCCUUUUUCUUCUGAUUUAGAUGCAUCCAAGAGCAACCCAUCCUCUACUUUAACUGUUUCGUCCAACUUUGAGGCACAACCAAGAAGAUCACGCAGUCCACCCUUCCCUGAACUUGCUUGCAGUUCUAUAGCAUUUCGAUCUGAUGCUGUCAUCAUUCUGUUAAGGAAGGCAUAUAAAGAGUCUCAUUUGGGAAUUGUUUGUCGGAGAGCUUCAAUAGCACUGCACAGACUUGUAGAAGCAAAUAAUUUACUAGGGGAGUCAGCAUGUACUGAUGACUUGGGUCUGUCUUCUAUAUCUGAUGAAAUUGUUAAAACUGAAGUAACCAGUCAUAUGCAACCUGCUGAUUACUCGAGCUUGUUUGGGGAAGAAUUCAAAUUACCUGAAGAUUAUUGGGAUGCUUCUUAUUUGAAUGUCUUGGAUAUAUCUGCAGUGGAAGAAGGCAUUCUCCAUGUCUUAUUUGGAUGUGCUUCACAACCUCUCCUGUGCUGCAAAUUGGCUGACAGUAAUUCAAAUUUUUGGUCCCUAUUACCACUUAUACAAGCACUGCUUCCAGCACUUCGUCCUCCGAUUAGCCUCCCAGAUCAAGUUGAUGAUAGUUUUUCACAGUGGAAUCAUCCUUCUGUCCAGCAUGCUCUCUCUCAGAUAAUAACAAUGUCAUCAUCAUCAGUAUAUCAUCCUCUUCUUCAUGCUUGUGCGGGCUAUCUGUCUUCAUUCUUAUCAUCUCAUGCAAAGGCAGCAUGUGUAUUGAUUGAUUUAUGCUCUGGACCAUUAUCACCAUGGAUAUCUACAAUUACUGCAAAGGUUGAUCUUGCAAUUGAACUUCUAGAGGACCUCUUGGGUGUUAUUCAAGGUGUUCCACAAUCUGCUGGUCGUGCUCGUGCUGUUUUAAAGUAUAUCUUGCUGGCCUUGUCUGGCCAUAUGGAUGAUGUACUAUCAAAAUAUAAGGAAUUUAAACAUAGGCUUCUAUUUCUUUUGGAGAUGCUAGAACCCUUUCUUGAUCCUGUGAUUACUGGAACAAAGAAUACAACUUUUGAAGAUGCUUCUGAUAUACACUUGGAGAAACAGAAGAACUGUUCUAUUGCACUCAAUGUUAUACGUACUGCAUUACGAAGGCCUGCCAUUCUUCCUUCUGUGGAAUCUGAAUGGAGACGUGGAUCUGUUGCACCAAGUGUACUUCUUUCUGUUCUGGGGCCACACAUGCCAUUACCUUCAGAUAUUGACCUUUGCAAAUGUUCAUUUCCUAAAGUGGCUGAUCAAGAGUCUUUAGCUGUUUCUUCCGACUCUGUGAUCUGUUCUCAUGGGGCUUCUAGCAUAUCCAGUAGUCCAGAUGAAGUAAAGGGAAAGAUUGAUGCAUCUGAAGCUGCUACAAGAAAAGAUGUACUCCAAGAUGCUAACCUGCAGUUUGCUCCUAGAGAUCUGUCAAAAAUUGUUCUGACAAGUGUUCCCAACUAUUUUACUGGGGACUGUAUCAGCUUGAAUUCUGGUUGUGGUGUUUCAGAGGUGAAUAAGAUUUCAAAUAACAACUUUCAGUUGAAUACUGGUUUCUUUGCUGAUUACUUCUAUUCACAAGCAGAUUAUCUACAACUUGUAAACCAUCAAGAUUCGGUAUUUAGGGCUUCCGAAUUUGAACGUUUAGCAUCUGAUUUGUGUUCCCAGCAUGACAUAACCCCAGAAAGCCAUGAAGCUGCAAUAGAUGCCUUACUCUUGGCCGCAGAAUGUUAUGUCAACCCAUUCUUUAUGAUUUCAUAUGGAUGCAAUUCAGAGCUUAUGAAUCAGAUGAAAAUUAUUGGAUCCAAAUUCAAGAAUAAAACUGGAUUAGUGGAGUUUAAUAAAGACCUUAAGAGAUGUAAUGUCAAUCUGGAGACAAUAGCUUAUCUUGAAAGUAAAAGAGAUAUAACAGUUCUGCAAAUUCUGCUUCGUGCCGCUAAACUGGACCUCGAAUCUGAGAGAAUUUUGGCUCUUGGUAAACCUUAUACAUAUAAUUUUGAAGGUAAUCAACAGGCUUUGGAAAUAUCACAAGUGGACAUUGAAUCAGCUGAUGUGGUAACAUUGGUUAGGCAGAAUCAAUCAUUGCUUUGUCACUUUGUAAUUCAGCAAUUAAGAAGGGAACAACAAUCAUCACAUGAAAUCCUCUUACAGAGUCUCCUCUUUCUACUGCAUUCUGCAACUGAGUUAUCCUGUUCUGCAGAGGAUGUUAUUGACAUUAUACUGCAAUCAGCUGAAAAUCUUAGUGGACAACUUACAACUUUGUACACCCAACUGAAAGCAGGAAACAGACAGCUUGAAAUGGAAAAGUUACAUGGGCUGCGAAGGCGCUGGGCACUUCUUGAAAGAUUGGUAAUAGCAUCUUCUGGAAAUGAUGAAGGGACAAAUCCCAUUGGCAUCAAAAGUGCUGGUUUCAUCUACAGAACUUUAGUUCCACCUUCAUCGUGGAUGCAGAAAAUAUCCAGAUUUUCAAGUUGCACAUGUCCACUUUCUAGAUUUUUAGGAUGGAUGGGAGUAUCUCGAUAUGCAAAGCAAUACUUGAAGGAACACUUGUUUAUUGCCUCUGAUCUUUCACAAAUUUCAUCAUUGUUAUCAAUUUUUGUGGAUGAGUUAGCACUUACAGAUAAUUUAGUAAAAAAGAAAAUUGAAUCUGCAUAUUCAGAUCCAUCGGGUACCAAAACACACUCCCAAGUUGAUAAAGAAUUUGAGUCUUCUAAUCAGUCAGAUGCUAAACUAUCAUUUCAAGUACUUUUUCCUCACCUGCAUAUGUUCUUCCCAAACAUGAGAAAGCAGUUUGGUGAGUCUGGAGAGAUAAUUUUGGAAGCUGUUGGUAUGCAACUAAAAUCUCUUCCAUGCAGUGCUGUUCCAGAUAUCCUCUGCUGGUUUGCUGACCUUUGUUUGUGGCCAUAUCUAGAAACAAUAAGGAACCAUCUUCAUGUUACAAAAAAUGCUAAUCCUUUGAGAGGUCAUAUCGCUAGAAAUGCUAAGGCAGUUAUUUUUUACGUGCUUGAAUCGAUUACUGUUGAGCACAUGGAAGCAUUGGUUAAUGAAAUGCCGAGGGUAGCUCACAUCUUGAUAUCUCUUUGUAGAGCCUCCUUUUGUGAUGUUGCUUUCCUGAAUUCUAUUCUAUCUCUGUUAGGACCAAUAAUUUCUUACUCUUUGCGGAAGGCAAGUGAUGAUGAGAAGCACUUGUCUGAUGCAUCACUUCAUCAAGACUUUCAUUUGUCAAAUUUUGAAGAACUAUUUGACAGUAUAAGGUGUGAAAAGGAACUGAAUGAGGUUACUGAAGAGAAGAAAUUCCAGGGAUCAUUGAUGAUUUGCAUUUUAGGUCAUCUGUUUCCUGAUCUGUCCUUCAGGAGGAAGAAAGAAGUUUUAGAAUCCUUGUUGUUGUGGGUUGAUUUUACCACUUCAGCACCCAUAUCUUCUAUCUAUGAUUACCUCAGUGCAUUCCAGAAACUCAUUAACAGCUGUCUCAUUGUAGUAGUGCAGGGUCUAAAGUCAUUUGGUGUCAAUCUGCCACUUGAGAGAAAACAGUCAACUGCAGGUGGUCCCAACUUAAGCAUUAAUGAUGGCUUAACUUAUCAGUUUGAUUCACCAGAUCUUGCAGAUGGAUAUGUGAACGGGUUGUCUAAAACAUGUGUAAGUGAUGACACCUGCACUGAUCUUUUGGGUGAAGGGAUUCAUAUUCUGUCUGCUGGUGAAAUUGAAGAACUCUUGGAUCGACUCGGAAAGUUAAUUUCUGGUCUUCUUCCAGCUAUUGAAGCCAGCUGGAACAUGCAUUAUAAGUUGGGAAUGAGGCUCACUUGUACAUUAGCAAACUGCUUAUUUUUCUCAAGAUGCUUAAGUGUUGUCAUUCAAGCAAGUACCAGAGAUGGGGAUGGCCAAGACACACACCAAUCUGAUUCAAGUGACCUUCCAUCAAGAUACUGGGUGAAUGCUCUUGAAGGACUUGUGGGAGCUAUAUCAUCAAGUCAAAAAAAUCAUUGUUGGCAAGUAGCAUCUGCUAUGCUUGAUUUUCUGUUCAAGUUGCCUGAGAACAUUACUUUCUCCUCUGUGGUUUCUUCUCUAUGUUCUAUGAUCUUGAUCUUCUGUUGUAAUGCACCAAAAAUUUCAUGGCGUUUGCAGACUGAUAAAUGGUUAUCAUCAUUAUUUGAAAGGGGCAUUGAUAACCUUAGUGGUAAUGAGGCUUCAUUGGUGGACUUAUUCUGCACAAUGUUGGGUCAUUCAGAACCAGAACAACGAUCUGUUGCAUUGCGUCAUCUUGGGAGAAUUGUUGACCUAGGCAGCUACAAUGGUGUGAAUGAACUGCCUUACUCAGUUAAACAAAAUUUGGUUUGCUCUCGAUCUGUAGGGAUUGUUCCUGAAUCAGUAGCUUCCAUUUUAGUUACAAAGACAUGGGAUAGAGUGAUAGUAGUAGCAUCCUCUGACCCUUCAAUGCUGUUGCGAACACAUGCAAUGGUGCUGUUACUAGCCUUUGUCCCAUAUGCAGAGAGAGCUCAACUGCAAUCCUUCCUGGUAUCCACUCAUACCAUCCUUCGAGGAAUGGGCAAAGUUACCAAUUCAAUGGAAGUGGGUCAUAUAACAAGACUCUCAUUGCACAUUCUGGCAAGUGCAUGUCUUUAUUCUCCUGCUGAGGAUAUUACUUUGAUACCUGAAAGUGUUUGGAGGAACCUGGAGCAGAUGGGAAUGUCAAAGAUAGGCGUGCUUAAUGACUUGGAGAAAAAUUUGUGCCUAUCUUUGUGCAAACUUAGAAAUGAAUUUGAUGGCGCAAAACCGGUUCUGAAAGAAGUGCUAUCAUCCAGCUCGAUGGGGAAGCCAAGUGAUUCUAACUUUCAAAGCAUUCGGGAGACAAUUCUUCAGGUCUUGUCUUCUCUGACUUCCAUUCAAUCCUACUUUGAGUUUUUCUCAGAGAGAAUUGAUCAGCAGUCUCAGGAACUUGAAGAAGCUGAGAUCGAAAUGGAGCUUCUUAGGGAAGAGGCAGUAUUUGAAGAAGCAUCUGGGUUUCUGCUAGAAGAAGCAGUUCCAUCUCUAACUAUAUCAAGUGAUAAGGAGAUUAACCGUCUUCAUCAAAUUAAGGAUGAAAUUAGAUCCUUAGAGAGGUCUAAACUUCGAGAAGAAAUAGUAGCACGCAGGCAAAAGAAGCUUUUAAUGAGGCAUGCUCGUAAAAAAUGCUUAGAAGAGGCAGCUUUGAGGGAAAUGGAACUUCUUCAGGAGCUUGACGGGUUUCUGUUAGAUGUUUUUCUUGCUUCGUUAGGUUUUAUCAUGAGCUUUGGUCUCGUUGUGAUUGCUCUAGUGUCAUGCAGGGAAAGGACCAGUGAACUAGAGCGUGAUAUUGAGAGACAACGGGAGUUGGAAAAUGAACGUGCAAGAACUAGGGAACUACAAUUCAACCUUGAUAUGGAAAAGGAAAGACAGAUACAGAAAGAACUUCAAAGGGAAUUGGAGCAGGUUGAAUCUGGAACUCGAUCUUUUCGUAGAGAGUUUUCAUCUAAUCCCAGCAGAGGUGGAGGAUCAAAGCAGAAUUGGUUUGUCUGAAGUGCAUGGCAAUUUCUCGAAUGGGCUGAGGUGGCCCAAGCUAGGUGCAAUCUAGCUGGCAAGAUCCGAGGUGAUGUCCAAGGUGAGCGCACCAAGCUAGUUGCCCUGCAAACAAAGUGAGGGUCGGGAAUGUGCCUGCAAACUCUCCUGGCUUCUAAAACAUAUCUAAGUUAGCAAUCUAGAUGAGCUAGAGAGUACUAAGGCUUAAGAGAGAGAGAGAGAGAGAGAGAGAGUUCAAACCCUUUGUGCCAUGUGAGGCCCCAUUCACAAUGUCGUAGUUGUAAUAGCCAAGCCAUUGGUGAAAAUUUUUCAAAUUCUUAAGGUCAUAGAGAAUAUUCUGUGUUUUGAUACUAAUCUUAUUACGAAUUGGUGAUGGCGUAUCAGUUAGCUGGUUUCUGUGGCAUGGCAACUGAUCUAUAUCAGGCUAUGACCAUUGAGCUGACUUGAUGAUGGGUCAACCUAGUCGAGUCAGACUGCAACGCGUCCGUUGAGCUGACAUGACGGCUAAACCAUGCUACGAUGAUGUUCGCUUUGCUGACAUGGUAAUGUGUUGAUUUAGGUAAGCUGAGCUAUGGACCGGGUAAUAUACCAACCAAGUUGAGCUACAACAGUGUCCACCAAGCUACUUCUAUUGUGGCUCUUAUCUUAUGUGUCAGCUUUCGGUUGGGGUAGGCUCAUUUUUCCCACAUCACAUGGAGUAUAAUCUAUGCCUACGAAAAGUCUGACCAUCCCUGUAGGAUUAACACGUUUGAAACAGUCUGACCUUCCCUUCUUUUCCUUCAUCUCUCCAUCUGUUCCUUCUGUUCUCUUUUUUUGUCCCUUCCUUUCCACUGCUGCUUCACCAUUUCUUCCCUUAUGUCACUGGUAUAUUUCAUAUUCUGCUAUAGUUUGAUAUUAUGCCUUGUUGUCAUUAUUGAACAUUUCAGUUGAGGUGAAGCUUCGGUGUCACAGUACGGCUGCUAUUGUAACGUAGACAUCCAGUAUUUAAGUAGUGGCCAAAUCUCGUUUCAUACAGCGUAAAAUUGUAUACAUUUACUUUUCCAAAACCCUUGCUUGGUGGACCAUUGUGUGAAUGAUCCUUUUACUGCUUUUUUUUAUAUUAUUUGGAUAAUUAUCUAACAGACUGUUGAUUCACUUGGUUAUCAUGUGUCUCCUUUCCAAGCACCAACUAUUAAUGGACGACUUGUCAUAAAAAAUGGGAUUUUCUUGGAACUCUUCUCAUUAAUUCAUCUGCAGUCUGCUAUUAUCACAAGCAUCUCUAUUUCUGCUUUAUGCUAUUUUCUCAUUCAUGGUGGUCGUAGUCGCUCUAGGGAAAGAUACCGUGACAGAGAUAAUGGGAGGUCGGGACAAGAGGCGAACUUAAGGUCAAGCAGCAGAGGCCAUGA
This is a messenger RNA of Musa acuminata AAA Group (dessert banana), 7794 nucleotides long. RefSeq lists its product as uncharacterized. Bases 224 to 6409 code for a protein of 2061 amino acids. The record is from RefSeq and is a predicted model, not a curated record. NCBI's taxonomy places the organism in Eukaryota, Viridiplantae, Streptophyta, Magnoliopsida, Zingiberales, Musaceae. The transcript is spliced from 25 exons.